Molecule: messenger RNA, 1219 nt
Organism: Branchiostoma floridae (Florida lancelet)
Lineage: Eukaryota; Metazoa; Chordata; Leptocardii; Amphioxiformes; Branchiostomatidae
Product: GATOR complex protein NPRL2-like
Exons: 3
Coding region: 45-1202 (385 amino acids)
Biological process (GO): positive regulation of autophagy; cellular response to amino acid starvation; negative regulation of TORC1 signaling
Cellular component (GO): vacuolar membrane; GATOR1 complex
Molecular function (GO): GTPase activator activity
Source: RefSeq, a predicted model, not a curated record
AGUCCGGUUUACGCCGGUUGACAAUUAUACCAAUCCGCGCCAAGAUGGCGGCCGGGCGGAAUAAAAUCCGCUGUAUUUUCUUCAGCGAGUUCCACCCCGUCGCGGGGCCGAAGAUCACGUUCCAGGUUCCCGAGGACUUCAUCUCGCAGAAGCUGUUCGACUCUGUUCACAUCUACAUCAUCACAAAGCCGCAGCUGCAGAACAAACUGAUCACACUGGACGCGCUGGGGCACCGGAUCAUAGGCUGCCCCGUCUGCAUAGAGAACGCGAAGUACUCCCGCAACGCGCUGCUGUUCAACCUGUGCUUCGUGUUCGGGUCGGACGCGGACAGCCAGCGGUACGAGCCGGUGGUGAAGAAGCUGGCCGGGUACCUCACCACGCUGGAGAUGGAGACCGGCUUCCUGUCGGACGAGCAGAGCAAGCAGAAACUGCCGGAAGUCAUGCAGGAGCUGCUGACUCAGCUGAACACCUGCGGCACCUGCAGCGUUCCCAUCAACGAGUCCAACACGCUGCACCUGAAGGUCGUGCCGACCUCCGAGGAGCCGCGAGUCGUCUUGGAGCAUCACGUGCCUGUUUUCCUUCAAGACAAGGAGUCGUUUGUGUCGAGCCAGUGGGACCUGACCACACAGCAGAUCCUGCCGUACAUCGAUGGGUUUAACCACGUGCAGCGGAUCGCGCAGGAGGCGGACGUUGACAUCAACCUGGUACGGAUCUGCGUACAGAACAUGCUGUACUAUGGAGUCAUCACCCUGCUGCCCAUCUUUCAGUACUCUAACGUGUACGUGUGCACUCCUGACGUGCACUCCCUGGUGCAGGACGCCAGGCUGCAGGCCGAGUGCCUCGCCUACGUGUCCAAGCACCCCGGCCACACCCCGCCACGCUUCCGGGACGUCUUCGCGCUGUACUGCGGUCUGGGCGCGGGAACGACCGUGCGCGACCUCUGCACGCGCCACGCCGCCCAGCUGCAGAAUGUGGACGAGCGGCGGCUGAUCCAGUUCGGCCUGACGAAGGGGCUGAUCCGCCGCGUGAGGAAGUACCCCGUGAAGCUGACCUCGGCCGAGUUCGGCACCGCCAAACCGUGGGCGCGCUGGCUCACGGGACUGCACAGCUACGACGAGAUCUGCUGUAAAACUGGCAUGACUUACCAGGAACUGGAGGAUAAAGUAGAGAGUGAUCCACACAUCGUUGUCUGCUGGAAAUAGAAAUAAACAAACAAAUA